Messenger RNA from Pyrus x bretschneideri (Chinese white pear), 953 nucleotides. RefSeq names its product elicitor-responsive protein 3. Lineage: Eukaryota; Viridiplantae; Streptophyta; Magnoliopsida; Rosales; Rosaceae. Bases 331 to 774 code for a protein of 147 amino acids. The transcript is spliced from 5 exons. The record is from RefSeq and is a predicted model, not a curated record.
UUGUUACAGUAGUGGAUGAGAUCGAAAGUUAUAAAAACGCUAGCCGUACAUAUUUUCCCUAAGGACUAGCUCCACAGGCUUCCCUUUGAUUUGGCCUUCACGGCUGCAAAUCAACCAUACAUGCUCUUUGUACGGUCAGUCAUGUUUUAUUUUGGAUUCUCUAGCUAGACGCCAAAUAUGUAUAUAAUCUCUGGCAUGUAAUGUAAUAAAAAGACAGAUCCAGAGAAGAAAAAAACAGGGUCAUAACUCGAUCGAUCGGUAAACUCACAUCACAGCUCUCUCUCUCUCUCUAGGGAUUAAUUUGUACGUACCGUACGUUCUUUCUGAAAAAUGGCGCCUCGAGGAACCCUAGAAGUUCAACUUGUUGGUGCUAAGGAACUGAAAAAUAUGGACGUCGCGAUGAUGGAUCCUUAUUGUGUAAUCACCUACAAAGAUCAGCAGAAGAAGAGCGGCGUGGCACGCGGUCAGGGGUCUAUGCCAGACUGGAACGAAACUCUGCUAUUCACCAUUGCUGGUGCUGAAGAUGAUCUCGGGAUAAAAAUAUAUGACCAGGACAGUGGUUCCCUUGAUGAUUACGUAGGAGAAUUAAAAAUUCCGCUAGAUGCAAUAGUAACCGACACUGGUUGCGAGGGGAGAAUGCCACCAACGCCAUACGAGGUAAUGAGGCAUGACAAAGUCAAAGGAGAGAUUACCAUUGGCCUCUAUUUCAAUCCUGAGCCUGGCCAUGAAAACCGUGGUGAUUGCUGUGAUGACGAGGAAGAAGAAGAAGAUUGACAUGGUGGAUGCCUGAAGGAUGUGCUUUUUCUCGACGCCACUACUUUAUGAAAUGUUGCUUUUUUUAUCUUUUUAUUUGCUGUGAAGAAUAAUACGCACGUUAAUCUCUGGUUUUGGAGAUUUCAGUGUUAGCAAUGGAACGCAUUGUAAUAAUAAAAUUAUACUUGUUUUUGACGUUU